AUCAACUACUCAAUGCACUUCAAUGGCGCGUAGGGUUAUAAUUUUUUGGCUAACGCAAUUUUGAAAGAGACAAUCGCUUCAAAGUCCAUUUAAAACUAGUGCAAGCAGCUUAAAAAGGGCAGUGGAGAUCUCUGAUUCUUCAGCAGCUCUCGUAAUUGCCAGAAAGUUUUGCUGCAAGAGAAAACUUGGGAUUUGCAAAGCUAAACUAUCUAUCUUUUCUCUUCUUAAUCUCUUGUCGUUGUUGUUUCUCUUUCUUUGACAUAAAUAUCCCUAAAAAAGAGAAGAUGGAUAGCAGUUAUUUUGGAGAACCAAACAUGGGAAAUGAAAGAGGAGGGUCGUCGUCUUCAAGAAAAGGCAAGAAGAGUAAUUCAGAUAAGCCUAAGCAACCCCAGAGAGGGCUUGGUGUUGCUCAAUUGGAGAAGAUCAGAUUACAUGGACAAAUGGGUUGUAGUUACCAUCCUUCUCUUCAUGGACCUUACACUGGAAAUUUCAACCAGGAAGACAUGAGAGUGCAGACAGCUUAUCCAUCUGUGCCAUCAUCAUCUCCAUCAACUUCCUCAGCUUCUUAUGGUUUCCAGUACCCCAGCAUGAUGAUGGGGCUUGGCGAAUAUGAUCAAAGAGCAAAUAUCAGAUAUGGUGAUUCCCAACCCAGUACUACAGCAAGUUGGAACCCCGGCAGUGGAAUCUUAGACUGUCAACAUUUUGCACAACCAAACAUGACUAGACAGCUUCUAAACCCACAUGUUGAGGAUUCACAAACAAAAAAGAGCAAGACACACCGGAGCAACUCAUUGGGAUCCAGCGGUCAGAGCUCUGAAUCAAGUGACACGCAAGAGCUAGAUUUGGAGCUCAGACUGUCAUUGUAAUCAGUAAUUUUCUGCCACUUAAAAGCAUGGAUUGCAUUUUAUGGUUCCCUUAGAAUUGUAAAUUCAAGAUAUGCAGUUCACAUACAAGUUGAGCAAGUUGAUGAACUUGUUUGAAUUUCAUUUGAAAGGAAUCUUUAGUAAUUAAAUGUAGAUUGACUUGCUGCAUGAGAUAUAGUGAAAAUUUGAUCUUCGUGUUCAUGAAUUGUCAAAGAAAUGAGGAUUAAAGUCAUAAUUCUCACAAAUUUCAAUUAUUUUAACGCUAGCAGUCAGCAUCUAACUGUAGCAACUUCUUGAAAAUCAAAUAUAGUUAGCCACUUUAUUCAAUUAAGAAGGUAAAAUGGAAAUUAAGAAUAAAACAUGUCAAGGAAACUGUAGUUAACCAAAGUACGUACUGUCCAAGUGGGGAUUAAAUGUUCUCAAUUAAGAUAAAAGUGAUCGAUCAGGAAUAACUUUGGAUGUCUUUCACAUCAUUUUCUUCAAAUACAUGACCUUACCAUGUGGCAUUGUUGCAAACAACUGACCUCAUAGUCAAUUAGGUGCUUUGCCAUUAUACAAUGAAAAUGAAACUUAGAUCAAAACCACUAGAUAAGGGUUAUGUCAAACAAGAAGAAAACAUAUCUUUCUUCACUUUAAACAAAAGCUCCGGAUAUGCUAUAAUACUUUGAUGUUUUAGAUUUAAUAGGGGGUAGUAAUUAAUAGAGAAAGGAAAAGGUGAACUAUAUAGUUAGUUUACUAUAGGGAAUCGAUACUUUCAAUGUUAUGCAAUUUGCUUUCCUAGUGGCUCCCAGCUGCAUUAACAGUUUUAAUUUGGUUUUGGUUUGGAAUCUUAAUUUGAUCUGAUUUAUGUAUAUGCUUUGAACAAUGAAAUCUUUAUCAGAGAGAAAGUGAGAGAGAAGAUAUAAGCUAUAUGGUUUAUUUUUCAUAUGAAAUGUGUCAAAUCUUCAACAAUGCCCACAAAGAGAAGUGUCGGUACUGCUUGAGAUCAGGUUCCGUACGCAUUAGUGGAGUAAUGUAUUCCUUAUUUAAAGUUUAUAGAUCACUAUUCUUUUUAAGCAAUAUCACUUUUAGGGUUGGUUUCGAUCAUAAAGUUGAUUACACAUGCCCUAGAUUAAUCAGGCUCAGACGAAGAGGCAAAAUCACCUGCAUGAAUUUCAUAGCUUUUUCUCUUGAAUUAUGGCUUUUCUUGCGCCAAUAAAUCAUGUAAAAGUUCUGACCAUUUUGGAUGAUUAAUUCAGAGGUAAUAUAGUAAAAAGAAGAAUGUUUCUGUUCAAUAUUGCUCAUCAAUCAACUGUUAAUGGAGCAGCAUUGUGUAUGUAAUUUUUCACAUGUGUUGAAGAAAGCAAUCUCUUUAUCCCUAAUGCUUCCCUUUUAUGAGCU
Messenger RNA from Durio zibethinus, 2243 nucleotides. The record is from RefSeq and is a predicted model, not a curated record. Lineage: Eukaryota; Viridiplantae; Streptophyta; Magnoliopsida; Malvales; Malvaceae.